AUAUAUUUUGGGCGUAUAAUAAGUAAUAUUAAUAGCAAAGUUAAUAAAAAUAUUAUUAUUCGCCGUUUAUUCUUAUCGAUUUUUAUCGACUAGUUUAUAUGCUGACGAGUUGGCAGCCUUGCAUAAGAGUCCAUCUCCAAUACCAAUAGGUUUUGUUUACAAGAUUUUCUUAGUUUUUAGCGGCAAUAUCUUCUAUAAUAAAUCGUAAACCAUGUCGGAUAACGAGUACGAACGCUUCGAGAUCACGGACUACGACCUCGACAAUGAGUUUAACAUGAACAGGCCCCGCGGGCGUCACAGCAAGCACCAGCAGAUCUAUGGCAUUUGGGCUGAUGACAGCGAGGAGGAGAGCGGCGGAGAAGGCAGACAGCGGAGGGGACGCUCAACCCGCCAACCCAAGGACUACACCAUGCCCGUGAACUUCGUGGCCGGCGGCAUACAGCAGGCGGGUAAGAAAAACAAAAAAGGGGUUAAAGGAGAGGACCAGAAGGAAGCAAUAAAGGAGGGAGACGACGCAGAGGAGCAGGAAAAGAGCGAUGACUCGGCCGGAAACGGUCGACCCGCUUUCGGACGCCGGGGCGAUCCGGACAGUUCCGACAGCUCCGCGGAAGAGGAGCGGCCUGCUCUCGGCAAGGCUCCGGAGAAAUCCACCUUUCAACAUCGCUCCCACAUCGCCAGCGACCGAAACGUGGGCGCCUGGGAGCAGCACACACGCGGCAUUGGCGCCAAGCUGCUCCUGCAGAUGGGCUACGAGCCCGGCAAGGGUCUGGGCAAGGACCUGCAAGGCAUCUCGCAACCCGUUCAGGCCCACGUGCGGAAAGGCAGAGGUGCCAUCGGGGCUUACGGACCCGAAACAGCAGCCAGCAUAGGGGGAAAAAGUGCCAGGGCCAUCAAGGUGGAUGAGGAUGUGCGGGAGGCCAAGGAGUUCAAGGAACAGCUCAACAAGUGGCGGAAAGGAGGCGCAGCCGCCGAUCCACAAGAGCGGCAGGGCAAACGUUACUACUACAAAUCUGUGGAAGAGGUUAUCGCCAAAGGAAACAAGUCCAGCCACCUGCUUUCGGAGAAGCUGAGCAAAAAACUCGGCAACGUUCCGGUGAUUGACAUGACGGGUCCCGAGAAACGAGUUCUUAGUGGGUACCAUGCGCUGGGCCAAGCCAAAAUCACUCCCGAGGAGACACUCUUCGAUGCCGAUGCAACGGAAAAGGGAGCCGGUCCUGCUCCUGCAUCGGUGUUCUCAAUGCCAGAGCUGACGCACAACCUGCAGCUGUUGGUCAGUCAAUCCGAGCAGGAAAUCAUCGCCAUAGACAAGCAGGAACGGGACUGCUCCAACCAACAAGUAGCCCUGGAGAGCGAGCACCGCAGGCUGGAGGAAAUCGUGCAGCUGGAGCGCAACCAUAUACGCACCCUCGAAGAGGUCAUGGACCGCGUAGAACGGCUGAGCGAAGAUCCAGAAAUUGGAUUGCCGCAAGCGGAGCGACUGUUUCGGGAACUGCUCGAGCAGUAUGCAGCUGAAUUCCAGGAGUUCGGUCUGGCGGAUCUGGCAGCCGGAGUAAUCGCCCCGCUCCUGAAGAUAGAACUGGCCCAGUGGCGGCCACUGCAGCAGCCCACGGAGCCCAUACAUAUGGUGAAGAAGUGGCGAUCAAUGCUGCAGACGGGCGAUCCUGCGCAACAGGAGCUGCGCAACGUGUUCGAUCCCUACUCUUCGCUGAUCUGGGCGGGGGUCAUGCCCUCGUUUCGUGCCUGCGCCGAGGCUUGGCAGCCGAAAGAGCAUGCGCCGAUGGCAGCUCUUCUGGAUGCUUGGGCUCCUUUGCUGCCCACUUGGGUGCUGGACUCUGUGCUGGAGACACUUGUGCUGCCCAGACUGGUGGCGGGGGUUCAGGGAUGGGAUCCACUUACAGAUACUGUGCCCAUUGACAGCUGGGUGCUGCCUUGGUCCUCCAUUCUGGGCAAUAAGCUGGAAGAGGCCGUCUAUCCGCAGAUCCGUAGCAAGCUCGGCGAGGCUUUGCGCGCUUGGUCGCCGCAGGAUCGUUCGGCGAGAGCCAUGCUCACGCCGUGGCAGCAUGCUUUCCCCCCCGAGGAGAUGCAGGAGUUCCUUCAGCGUCACAUUGUGCCCAAACUGCAGGUAGUCUUGAGCGAGUUCUCCAUCAAUCCGGUGCACCAGGAUCUGGAGCUGUGGAAUCAAGUGUGGGAGUGGCACGAGCUCAUCGAUCCCAUGUACAUGGCCCUGCUUUUGGACAAGCACUUCUUCCCGCGCUGGAUGCAGGUGCUGGUGUUGUGGCUGAACCAGUCGCCCGACUAUGCCGAAAUAUCUCGCUGGUACACCGGCUGGAAGAGCAUGUUCACUGAGGCUGUGCUGCGAGAGCCGAGCGUAAAGGAGCACCUCCGUCGCGCUCUGGACAUGAUGCACCGCGCCAGCGAUGCUUUACUGCAGCCCACGAAUACACCUCCGCCGCCAGUUCCACCAGGCCCCGUACCGGUAGGACUCUUGCCUCCCGUUAUGAUGAUGGAUCUGAUACACCAACCCGCCCAGCUGGAGUUCAAGGAGCUCGUGUCUCAGCGCUGCGCCGAGCUGGGCAUUAUCUUUGCUCCGUUGCCCGGAAGAAGGGAAAUGGGGAAGCAGAUCUACCGUGUCGGAAAGCUCUUUUGCUACAUCGAUAGAAACGUGUGCAUGCUGAGCGACGGAAGCUUUACGAAUUGGCAGCCCGUGGGUCUCAAUCAUCUGCUGGAACGCUCCCAAACCGGAAUUCUUUGAAUGGCAGCCAGAAAUUAGUCUAAGAUAGAUAACAAUUGUACCAUUACGAUGUGAUUGACUAAUUAGGUCUUAUAGAAUCUAUUUCUUUGAAUUAUACUGAUAUUAAAAUAUGGAAUGAAAUAUCCAAUAUAAAGAUAUGAAAUAU
This is a messenger RNA of Drosophila ananassae, 2897 nucleotides long. It is a transcript of the gene sip1, whose product is annotated as septin-interacting protein 1. The record is from RefSeq and is a predicted model, not a curated record. The transcript is spliced from 3 exons. Lineage: Eukaryota; Metazoa; Arthropoda; Insecta; Diptera; Drosophilidae. The coding region runs from base 212 to 2752 and encodes 846 amino acids. Gene Ontology annotation, cellular component: U2-type post-mRNA release spliceosomal complex. Gene Ontology annotation, biological process: spliceosomal complex disassembly. Gene Ontology annotation, molecular function: nucleic acid binding.